UCGGGAUCAGCACCGGGGCACCAUGGCCGAAGAGCUGGUGCUGGAGACGUGGGACCUGCAGUGCGAGCGCAACGGCCGCGAGCACCGGACGGCGGAGAUGGGCUGCCAGCAGCUGGUGGUGCGGCGCGGGCAGCCCUUCACCAUCACCCUGCACUUCUCGGGCAGGGCCUACGAGGAGGGAGUGGACAAACUGGCCUUUGACAUCGAGACAGGGCCAUGCCCCAUCGAGACCUCCGGCACCAGGUCGCACUUCGCCGUGACGGACACGCCGGAGGAGGCGAGCUGGAGCGCGGUGGUGCAGGACCAGGACGGGGACUCCGUCUCGGUCUCGCUCUGCUCGCCCCCCGACGCCCGCAUCGGUCGCUACAGCCUGACGGUGGAGACCUCCACCGGCUACCAGGGCAGCAGCUACCACAUCGGGAGCUUCAUCCUGCUCUUCAAUGCCUGGCACCCAGAGGACGCUGUGUACCUGCGGGACGAGGAUGAGCGCCGCGAGUACGUGCUGUCGCAGCAGGGCCUCAUCUACCAGGGCUCCCGGGACUACAUCACCUCCACCCCCUGGAACUUUGGCCAGUUUGAGGAUGACAUCUUGGCCAUCUGCCUCGAGCUGCUGGACACAAACCCCAAAUUCCUGAGGGACCAGAACCGGGAUUGCUCCCGGCGGAACGACCCCGUGUACAUCGGCAGGGUGGUGAGCGCCAUGGUCAACUGCAACGAUGAGGACCACGGGGUGCUGGCAGGGCGCUGGGACAACCAGUACGAGGACGGGAUGAGCCCCAUGGCCUGGAUCGGGAGCGUGGACAUACUCAAGAGGUGGAAGAACUUCGGCUGCCAACCGGUCAAGUACGGCCAGUGCUGGGUGUUUGCUGCUGUGGCGUGCACUGUCAUGAGGUGCCUGGGCAUCCCCAGCCGGGUGGUGACCAACUACAACUCGGCUCACGACACCAACGGCAACCUGGUCAUCGAUCGCUACCUCAGCGAGACAGGGGAGCUGGAGCGGCGCUCCAGGGACAUGAUCUGGAACUUCCACUGCUGGGUGGAAUCCUGGAUGGCUCGCCCAGACCUGGCCAGGCCCAGCUACGACGGCUGGCAGGUGCUGGACCCGACCCCCCAGGAGAAGAGCGAAGGGGUUUUCUGCUGCGGGCCGGCCCCGGUCCGAGCCAUCAAGGAGGGAGACCUGCAGCUCAAGUACGACAUCCCCUUUGUCUUCGCCGAGGUGAACGCCGACGUGGUGUACUGGGUGGUGCAGAACGACGGGACACAGAAGAAGGGCACCCAUUCCUCGGUGGUGGGGAAGAACAUCAGCACCAAGAGCGUGGGCAGGGACAGCAGGGAGGACAUCACCCACACCUACAAGUACCCGGAGGGGUCCGAAAAGGAGAGAGAAGUGUUCGCCAGGGCCGAGCAUGAGACCAGCUCGCUGCGGCAGGAGGACGAGGGGCUGCACCUCAAGAUCAAGCUGUCGGAUGGGGCCAACAACGGCUGCGACUUCGACGUCUUCGCCGUCGUCAACAACAACACAGCCACGGAGCGCCGCUGCCGCCUCACGCUGGGCGCCCGCACCGCCAGCUACAACGGCACCGUCGGGCCCCAGUGCGGCCUGAAGGACCUGCUGAACCUCACCCUCGAGCCCUGGGCGGAGCAGAGAGUUCCCCUGCGCAUCCUGUACGAGGCCUACGGGGAGAACCUGACCCAGGACAACCUGAUCAAGGUGGUUGCCCUCCUGACCGAGUACCAGACUGGUGACGUGGUUGUGGCUGUCAGGGAUAUCCUCAUCCAGAAUCCAGAGAUCAAGAUCAGGAUCCUGGGGGAGCCAAUGCAGCAGCGGAAGCUGGUGGCAGAGGUCAGCCUGGUGAACCCCCUCUCAGCCCCCCUCAACAACUGCGUCUUCAUGGUGGAGGGUGCCAACCUCACCGACGGGCAGCAGGUCAAGCAGCUCGAGGAGCCCGUGGAGCCGCAGGCGGAGGCCAAGGUCAGGCUGGAUCUGGUGCCGCGCCAGGCGGGGCGGCACAAGCUGGUGGUGGACUUCGAGAGCGACAAACUGCUGGGGGUGAAGGGCUACCGCAACGUCAUCAUCGCCCCCCAGCCCAAGUGAGCGGCCGCCGCCGCCCCCUCCCCGCCCGGCGCCUCCCCUCCGGCCCGGGGCCUCGCCAGCCCCUCGCUA
Messenger RNA from Dryobates pubescens (Downy woodpecker), 2164 nucleotides. It is a transcript of the gene TGM2, whose product is annotated as transglutaminase 2. Gene Ontology annotation, biological process: peptide cross-linking. Gene Ontology annotation, molecular function: protein-glutamine gamma-glutamyltransferase activity. The transcript has 13 exons. The record is from RefSeq and is a predicted model, not a curated record. Bases 23 to 2095 code for a protein of 690 amino acids. NCBI's taxonomy places the organism in Eukaryota, Metazoa, Chordata, Aves, Piciformes, Picidae.